Messenger RNA from Bombus pascuorum, 9724 nucleotides. RefSeq names its product cytokine receptor (gene dome). The record is from RefSeq and is a predicted model, not a curated record. The transcript has 14 exons. The coding region runs from base 604 to 5196 and encodes 1530 amino acids. NCBI's taxonomy places the organism in Eukaryota, Metazoa, Arthropoda, Insecta, Hymenoptera, Apidae. Gene Ontology annotation, molecular function: protein binding.
GAUCGCACGUAUUUUACCUAGAAUGUGUAUCAUAUAUAUUUAUUCCUGGGUCCCUCUGGGCGAAUGUAAACAGAAUUUUUUCGCAAAUAUGAAGUGACGCGGCCGAUUUAUGCGGCUGCGACUCGUGCAUGGAACUUACAACCCGUGAAACCGUGCCGACUGUUUUAGCAGUUCACGAGGUCUCGAGUCUCGAGUAUUAGUCUUGAACGCGUUACGGUAACCAGAAGAUAUACCUAGCGGAUAAAACGGGUUUACGUUCGACCGCCCGUAGUGUUAAGUUCAGUGAAAUAGUGUGGAGACGAUUUAGAAUACAUGGAAGUGCAAUGAGGGAUCUGCAGAAAUUCGUCGACUACUUGCUGACGAUAAAUAUUUUCUACACUCUCGAACAUGCUGUAUGGUAUUAUAUAUACAUGAUAUAUACAAUGCACAAGCCUUGUUACAUUGUUUCGUGCGUUUCUGCUAUGUACAUAUAUUAGACCAACAUUCAUGAGAUCACACACAAUCUUACCACACAGAACAUACACACGCAACAAGACAGAAUACGAGGUAUGGGUAUCUACAUGGAACGCGUUACGCUGUGGACAUAGUUGAUGGGAGCACAAGAUGUCUUCAAACAAAACAGAUCCCAAAAAAUUUCAGCAAGAAAUGUCUCACUUUUUACAAUCAGAUUUUAAAAAUGCUGCAUCAAAGCAUGAUGAUGUUAGAUGUUCAAAUGAAAGUAGAAUGACAGAGAAUUUGUGCUGUGAUUCAGAGAGAUGUGAAGAUAAUACAUGUGUCCCAAGAAAUAUCAGUCUAUGCCAGAAGGUAGAUGUUAUUAACAGGAUAGAAGAUGAUCCAUGUGACACAACUGAACUUUCAUCAACUAUUAAGUAUUUAUCUGACACGUGUUCAGUUCAUCAUUGUAUGUUAAAUGGGAGUGUUAAUUCUAAUCAUAAUUGUGAUAUAAUGCAUUGUCAACAACACAAACAAAUCUCACAAAGUUAUAUGUGUUCUAUAUAUAAUUUAUGGAGAAUUAGAACAAAUAAAAGUUUGUCAUUACUGGUUACAAAAAAUGUUGGUACACAAUGGAAGAAUUGUUUUUGGAGAAUAUUUUUAAUUCUUUUUGUUAUUUUGUUAUUAUGUACAACAAUAUGCAGUGCAGAUUCUAAUCAAUGUGCAGUUGGUUUAAAAACACCUGGAAGGACCUGGCCACAAGGUGAUAUUGUACUUGAAUAUGGUCAGCCUUUAAGAAUACUAUGUAUAUUGAAUCAAUCUUUCGUGGAUGCUGAAUUUCCUGGAAAAAAUGCUUCAGAUCUUGUAUUCUUUCGUAAUCAAAAGGAGAUGGAACCAGAAUUUAUUACAAUUAUUAAUGAAACUACAAUAUCACUAGAUGUAGAAAAACCUCCACCUGCAGAAGAUAUGUAUUAUUGUAGACUAAGAUUACAAAAUAAUCACUACAAAAAACUGGAAUCAGUUUGUUUGAACAAAGUUGUAGUUGGUUUUAAACCUCAAGAACCUCAAAACUUCAGUUGCGUAUCUUAUAAUUGGGAAACUAUGAUAUGUUCAUGGGAACCAGUCCAAAACUAUGUUACAACGACUUUUACAAUCGUAUUUAAAUUACCGGGAAGAGCAGGAGGUAGAAAAUUAUAUCCAUGUCCAACGAAAGAUAAAGAUGAUAAAAAGGACAAAGAUGAUAAGCCAAAUAUGUGCUUGUGGGAUACAUCAACGAAUCCAAUUUAUCGACAACCCUAUGAAUAUUAUACAUUUAUACUGAACGUAAAUAACGUUCUAGGAAACGCCAGUUUUACAUAUAAGUUUCAUCAUUUUGCUCAUGUUAUCCCUGCGAAACCGGCUAAUUUAUCAGUUAUUAAUAAAACGGUUGAUAGUGCAUUAUUGCACUGGAGUGUGCCUUUUCCAAUGCAGAAUUUUCCACCUGGAUUAUAUCAUAGAAUCAAGUAUCAAAACCAAUGGGAUCAUCAAAAAACCUGGCAGGUAAUCAAUAUUACAAAUGAUAUUCACGUGCAUAAGAGAUAUUAUAAUCUUACUGGGUUGGAGUACGCCAAUACCGUAUAUGAUGUACGAGUUUUUAUGAAAAGUGCUGUUGCGACUGGGGAAGAUAAGUGGAGUCAGUUUAGUGAUGUUACUUUUAGAACACCACCAAGAUUACCUGGCCGUCCUCCAAAAACCGAUAUUGGAAGCUUUGAAAUAGCGGAGAACAGUGCUAGCAGGGAUGUAUAUUUGUACUGGCAAACUAUACCACAAUAUCUAGAAAAUGGUGAUAAUUUCAAGUAUGAGAUUGAUCGUGUAGAAGAAAAUGGACGAAAUGUGUCUCUUGUUCCGAACGAAACUACGAGAACAUACGCUAAAUUCAAGGGAAUUAGUAUCAAUAAUUAUAAAUUCGAAAUUGUUACGACAAAUAUUGUUGGAAUAAAUGAAGAACGUGCUAAGAUUUUUAUACCUGGUCGAUCCCAAAUACCGCAUGAACCUAUAGCAUUUACAAAAAUUGCGUUUGAUGGAGGCUUAUAUGAAUUAUCAUGGAAACCACCUAAAAUGAAUAAGGAAAUUACAAAUUAUACAAUUUUUUGGUGCGAUAAUGAACGUGAUCGCCCUUACCAGUGCACUGGUUAUUUAGAUUGGGUACAUGUAUCAAAAUAUACAACAAUUUAUAAUAUGACUGUACCAGAUCCCGACAAAGUGUAUCAAUUUGCAAUUUCUGCAAAUACGAACACAGGUAGUAGCGGUAUGGUAUGGGCGUCAUGCACUGUAAUACAUAAUAAAGUAGUUGGAAAAAUGAAGUCUGUGUGGAUAAAUAGAAUUGGUUCUGACUUCAUUGAAGUUGGUUGGAAAUUAGAUUGUUCGGAUCGCAUUGGAAUAGUAGAAGGAUUUAAUAUUUAUUAUUGUCCUAUUGUUUCGCCGUAUGAUCUGAAUUGUAAAGGCCCGAAACUUAAUAGAACGAUAAAAGCCGAUUCUCAUACUAUCCAUGGCAUUGUAAACAAUUUGAAACCGUAUACAACAUAUAUGUUAGCUGUCGCUGUUUUAACAAAAAGUGGGGAAGGAUUGCAUAGUGAUCCUUUGUAUAAUACAACUCUUGAAGCAGCACCAACAACUCCUCCACAGGACGUAAGAAUUAUAAAUGUGACAAAUACGACAAUGAGCAUUUUAUGGAAACCACCAGAAGCAAUGAAUGGUGUAUUGCGCUAUUACGAAGUUUACUACAACGAACACGCGAAAAAAGUUGAAGACGCAACUCAAACUGAAUUGACAAAUCUGUUAUCGCAUACAAAUUAUAGCAUUAGUGUAGCCGCAUGUACUGUAUCUUGCAGUGUCAAAUCCCCUACAAUUCGCAAGAUUACGAAAAUUGGUGCACCAGGAAUGAUUAAUGUACCUAAUGUUCGCUUCAUGAAUUCUAGCCAAGUGAUCGUUAUGUGGACUAGACCCGAAUACACCGCUGGGCACAUAAAUUAUUAUCAGAUAUCUUCGAAAGAUGGUGAAAUACACAAUAGUACUAAAACAGAAGCUCGAUUACCUAUCCCUGAUUGCAAAUCUAUAGAACGAGAAAAAUUAUAUCAAUUUCGUAUAAGAGCUGUUAACAUUGCACCGAAUAAUGUCCAUUUAACAGGCCCAUGGUCUCAACCUGGUGAGGGAAAUUGUUAUAGUGAAGGACCAUCGUACAAUGUAUGGACAAUGAUAUGGGUGAUAGGAGGUUUUAGUACCGUAAUAAUUAUUUUUUGUUGUCUACAUCUAUCAAAACGAAUUUGGUUGAAGUGCAAAGCUAUGCAAGAUGUAGAAGUUAAAUUACCACCAGGAUUAGCGUCAAAUAUGGUACAGACACUUCUUGAUAAAGAACAACAUAUACGCCAAUCUUCUGCUGAUUCCAGUGGUUGUUCAAGUGGACAAGAAUCUGUUACUUCUUCGCUAACAUCAGAUUCUCAGGUUUCAAGCGAUAGUGGUACGGAAAUAGAUCCAAUGCCGGUUUCGCCCAAUAAAUUGCUUGAAACACCAGCUUGGAAUUCUGAUUCUUCGAGUCUUCGCCUGAGACAUUCAUCGUUUCGCGAACGAUACGCAAAAGUUGCAAAAUCCGGAGAGCCCAUCAUCGGAGAUACGUUAUCUUUGGCACGAUCUACACCUAAUUUAACUGACAGUACAGGCUACACAACUUCGCAACAUACUUGGUCUUCGACUGGGUACAUUAGUAUGCCAUCAUCAGAAGAACUGUCCAGUAAUCCAAGUCCUGUUCCUAAGGAAACUUCAACUGCAGGGAGCUAUAGUAUCAUAGGAACUGUUCCUAAAUCUGCACAGUCUGCAAAGUCUGAGAAUGACAGUGAUUUAACGGAAUCUACUGCAAAUACACUAAUACCUAUUAAAUCAGAAUCCAAGCCCACAAAUCCAUACAUAACAUUAGCAUCUUUGGAGCAGAAACAAAAGAAUAAAAAAGCUAUCGAUUCGCUACACGAUCUAGAUGAAUUAACAUUUGCAGAAUCAAACAAAUCAAAAUUAGAAUCUUUGACUCCAUUCACAACUUCUGACAAAGUUUCUAAACCAUAUGUGCAAACAAGUUUAAUUGAUUCAUUAAAAAAGCCGUUCACUCUAAGCAGCAUCGAUAGUACAAGGAGCACGAUGUCUACUCCAUUUGCAGCCACCUCUUUGACCGAUUCAUGCAGCAAACCGUUUGUUUCUUCUUUCGCAAGUCCAACUACUUUGCCGUCUACGCUGGAUUCCUCGUCGAAACCCUACGUUUCCGUGUCUUCAAUUUCUGAAGUCUCGAAAAAGUCAAAUCUUCAAGCAGAUACAUUAGACUCGACGCAAAAGACUACUGUACCUCAAGUUUCUACGACCGGUGGUUCGCAACCAUAUGUCCUUGCGAGUUCCGUAUUCCAAAUGCUACAACAACAACAAAGGGGAAAAUCGGAAACUCCUAUCUCAGAAGUGAUAGACAACGAAACCGAAGAAGAUGUUACGACAGGGUAUCCUCUGUAUUGGCCGACCAGUGGUACGAAGCCAAGCUCAAAGUUGGAUGCAGACAAACCAAUUACGACUAAACAGAGUACUGGAUACGUUACCAUAGCAGAGAAUCCAAAGCUAGAUCAACAUAGAACGUCGACGUUGUCAUCACCGUAUGUACAGCAUGAGAGGUUUGAGAAGCCACUGCCACAAACUACUACUGGACAGUCAGAUGAACAAUACAGUAAAGUGACUGUUGUGCCAAGUACUAUUUAAUGAAAGAAAAAAGGCGCAAAUGUAUUGAUUGUGGCAGUGUAGCUUGUGUAUUUUGUCACUUUGAACUUUCUUCAAUGUAGGGACGUUUUUUCUAAUGAACUAUGGUGCAAUACGAUUUUACGUUUGUAGGUGCUUCGAAAUGUAGUCAAUGACAAUUAAAUCCUACAUUUGUUUUUACAAAUAUAGUAUUUAGAUCGGAGAUCUUAAAAAUGCUAAAUUGGAACACAAAACGUGCAUGCUAUGAGACAUAUGAACAUCGCGAUAUUCUGUCUACAUGUGUCCACAUCGAUGUGUUUAAAAUUUUAGUGUUUUCUAGGAACCUAUACAAAACAGCAUGAUUCAAUGUUGGUUCAACGACUGAAUUAAGAAAAGAAUUUGUUUAGAGAGAAAGAGAGAAAUGAAAAUUAACAAAUGAAGAGUAUCGUACACAAUAUAUGUAUUCGAUACGAGGACACAUCGAAUAUGAAACAUCCUCAUUUGUGAAAGUAUGUACAAAAUGAAUUACUUUUGUAUCAUAUACAUUAUCGUGCAAUGUGAUGUGAAAAUCACUAGCAACGCCAUAGCGUAAGGAUUAUAGAUUAUAAGUAAAUUAUGUGGCAUACAUAAAUCGACAAACAACACGUUGUUGUCCGAACAAUCAAAUUUUUCGCUAUCUACGGUAGUAUAAUAAUUCUCAUUGUAGAAGGACCGUUAUUUAAUCAUUGUGAGGUUUUUAAUCAACUCUGUGUAGUAGUAUUAAUAUUUCGAGAUAUGUUCAAAACGAUUUGAAAAUUUUCAAUGAUAUUUCGUUUGAAUUCUUUUAUAUCGUGAAUUACAAAUGCAUUCUUUCGCCCUAUCAUGCAUGAUAAUAAUAUGCACAUAUCGAACAACUGUUUUUUUAAUCUCAAUGAAAUUUCGAAACUAUACAUUUAGAAACAGAUAUUUGUAUUAUUCCAAUGUUUAAUCGAUCCUUGGAAUAAAACAAAUAUCUAUGAUCCAGAAAAAAGAAAUUGCAGUUAUGAGUUGCUUAUUUGUAAAUAUUAAAUGUUGUGCUAGUUUCUGUCUCUUUCACGAUCAAAUUGUAAGAGGCAAAAAUUAUCGGCUUUUGAAUAAUUCGUUUGUUAAAAUCGUGCACUGCGUACAAAAAAAAUUAUGUCGAUUUUUUUCAUUGAACUACAAUCAUAUGCGUAAUUUGUUUAUCUGUGUAUAUAAUUUAUAAAUCGUUCCUGUAGUACCUUACUAUCGUUAGCAAUGAUUGAUAAAAAGUAUGCAGUAAAAGGAAAACUAUGGCAACAAGUACAGGGUCAAGGAUAAUAAGAUAAGGGAAGGCUAAUCAAAUCGCAAUUUUGAAAUCAAUUAGAUUCUGCAUGUUUCUUAUAUAUUUCUUUAGCAUUUGAAAACGUUUAAGUAAUUAAAAUGGAUUAAAAAACAACAUACUUUAGCUUUUAUAUUUUAAAUAUCACUGCUGACUGCACAAAAAUCUUUUAACAGAAUUUCAAUAACUUGUAAAUAGAAAAAAACCUUUAACAUUUUUUAGGUCAACUUCUAUCAGUGAAUAAAUUCUUUUAAAAUCUUUGACAAAAAUUAUUUUAAAGAUACAAAAUCAUACAUGUCUCGAAUAUAUAAUUUGGUCAGUCAGCAAAAUUGAAUAAAUCAAGAUAUGCUAGAAUCCAUAUCUUGUAACUAAACGGCCCACCUUGCAGAAAUUUUAAGGAACUAUGCAAUGCCAUCGAAACAUUUAUGCUAAAACAAAGCAAAAUUAUAUAUAUAUUAUAUAUGCAUAAUACCUUAAGCUAGUCAUUGACGGGGUACAUGAGUUUUUACAGGCCUUUUUUAUUGGUUAUUGUUUAUACUUUACGAUCAAUUAUUAAACAAAUUCUUUUUAAUCCUCGACUCUUCAUUAAUAUGUUGUUAAUUUGUUCAUAUUCGUCGACAUAUCAUUUAAUGCUGAACUAUUAUAAUUUCAACUAUGUUAAUUAUUGUACUGAUCAAUGUUUGCAACAAUUUCUCUGUCGAAGAAUUUUUAUACAAACUUAUAUUAUCAAGUACAGAGAGAACAAUAUAAAGAGAAGGAGAAAAACUUUAUUUUUCUCGUAUUAUAACGAACAAUCAUUUGUAGCGAUUGGAUAAGAUCGUAUGCAUUUUAUCUCGUGUUGAAUAAUCGAACAACUAAAUUCUAGUAUACUAUACACAUGUAUAUCAGUACAAAAAAAGGCCUGGGAGGAUUUUUGCAGUCGAAUCGUUUUACAAGAUCAAAUAAGCUUCAUUAACGAUCUUGUUGAAAGUAUUCUUUGAAGUGUAGAAAAGAAAAGCGAUGGAGAUUAGAUUAAUUCAAAGCAUUGUUUGACCUUGUGAAACGAUAUUCAAAUGAGUGCCACGGAGGAACUCGAUAGAUCCGUGGAACUUUUUCUGGAGCGAGCUUACGUAUACUCGUAUGUUAUAUUGUUGUUACUAAGAGAGGAGCCGCUAAUAUUUAAUGAAUCGCGUGUAAUCUGUAAAAAAUGCUGCUUAGUUCGUAAAAAUAUUAGGUAAAGUUGGAAAAAUAAUUAGGAAAUAAAAUGAUUAGAUGACAAUGGACUAGAGUCUGUGUUGACGUAGUCGAUGUGUCGUGAAUACAUCCGAUUUAAUUUCACAUUCUGGAACGUAGAUGUUUUCUUCUUUUUUACAUAAGAACGUGAACACAAAGUGUUUGAAAAUACGUGUAUAAAAUCUAGAUUCGAUAUCUUGGAACAGAAUUGUAUUAUCGAUCGAUUUGUUUGAAAAUUAUCGUUCAUUCAGAGAAGAUCCUUAAAUAAAAUGGUAGAGUGUAAAGGAAAAGUAACAGAACGAGAAAAAAUGAUCAAUUAAUAUAAAUAAUAAUGCCGUCUUUGUAAAACGAGAAGCAAAAUGCAUGAAUGCACGCAAAAUUUCGAAAUAUGCUCAUGUUGAGAUAAUUAAGUAUUUUUCACGGUAAAGGCUUCUAGAUUGAUUUAGAAAGUAACCAAGCGCGCAUCUACUUUGUUAGGUUUUACAUGUCUACAUUGUACAUAUAAUAUAUCUAUUAUUAUCUAUUUUUGUUACAUAUUUAUAAAUGAAAAAAAACUACUUUAUUGCGCACUAUAAAUAUAUAUAUAUAUAUAGCCUAAUCUGAAAAAAUUUUAAACGAUGGAAUUAUGGUUUGAAUGAUUUAUAUAUAUAUCUAUAUUUAUACAUAUAUAUAUAUAUAUGUGUGUGUGUAUAUAUAUAUAUAUAAGAUAUAUCGAUGAUUUACGUGACACGUGUAAGACAUAUUUCUAUUAUUAAACGUUUACCUUUAUAUCGAUUAUUAAUUUGCCUUGCAGAGACCAGGAGGCAUAUAUAAAACGCGUAUAUUCGCAAUUUCUUUUUUCUCCACUUUUUAUGUAAUCAAACAGCCCUUGUAUAAUUUAGUUAAAUAGCUUGUUAGGAUGUCUAUAAUGUUUAUGUUAUAUAUUCUCAUCAAUAUUAUGGGAGCUCAGUGUAACAGAAAAUUUAAUGAAAUCAAAAGGGUGAAACUAAUUGAUAUAAAAUUAUUUUAUGUGGUGCGAAACAAUUUUAUUGCAAUGAUUCACAAAUAUAAUCGAUAUAUGUAAAUAUUAUUAAUUAUUUUCUUCUUUUACGUGUAACAUAACCGUGUUAAAGAACUAUUACUAUCUGGGCUCUCUGAUCAUAGAUUUUCUUUUUAAUAUAUAUUUAGAGUGGAGUGAAUUGUUAAUGCAGAUUAUCAGAUUUUGAUUGAAGUAUUUGUUGUUGACGUAGUGAAAAGAAGAUUUCAAAAUUUCGCUCUACAUAUUUUACACGUGCCUGUUUGUUUCUGCGAAAAUUCAAAGUUUUGAUCGUUCGCAAUAAUCAUUUAAUCCUUGAAUGUUUCAAAAACAUCGGAUUAUUUUUUUGCAGAAAUGUACAGACACCGCGUUAAUAAUAACUUUGCUAAUAUUAAUCGUGGAAUACUGCAAUACUCAUAUCUCUUUUGGAAAUAGUAUUAUAAAUGAAUUUUCGAAAUUAAUAUAUUAAAAUAAUGGCCGGAUUGUUUUCGUAAUUAAGGAAGUAACUUUCUGAUAUCGUAAAUAAAAUUGGUAAUUUUAAUUCAUAUAUGUGAUAAUAAUAAAAGAUAUUAAUCGCAAAGCGAAGUCGGAUAACAGUAUUCCAGGAUGAAUAGCCUGUCUCAUGAUAACCAAUCUACACCGAGCUAACUAUAUAUUAAUUCUAAUAAGAUCUUGUACAGAGUAUUGUAAAAUAUAUUUUUACUACAUUUUUUUUGGUUUUAUUAUUUAUUUCUUUAUAACACAAAAUUGUGUUUUAAGUUCGCUUUUUGUAGAUCGCUGCUGUUAUGCCAUUAUAUGUAUGCCAUGCCGUUGAGCCUUGCCAUUUGUAUAGGUUCAUUUUUACGAUCAAUCCCAAAGUUGUUUUGUUUUUCAAUACUCAUAUACGGAUCGAAAGAAAAAUACAAGAAUUCUUGUAAAACUUUAUCUUUCAAUCGAUGCUGUCGAUAAGCGCUUCAGGAGCUAUUACUUUAUAAUAAUUAUACUGAAAUAUAUUACAUUUAUAUCGA